Molecule: messenger RNA, 1997 nt
Organism: Pelecanus crispus (Dalmatian pelican)
Lineage: Eukaryota; Metazoa; Chordata; Aves; Pelecaniformes; Pelecanidae
Source: RefSeq, a predicted model, not a curated record
UACAGCAUGGCCCAAACAGAGAAGAAAGGUGGGCUGCUCCGAAAAUCUUCAGCCUCCAAGAAGCCAUUGAAGGAGAAAGUUGUGCUGAUGUAUGACGAGAUUUUCAUGACAGAGGACCCCAGUAAAUGCAACCCUAGGUUUUGGGAGGAGCUGUUUCUCAUGAAGGUCAACUUGGAAUAUCUAGAAGGCAAGCUGGAGGCUCUGGAUGGGGAAGAGUUAAUGAAGAUAAAAGAUAACAUCAACUGCUUGUUUCAGCACUGCAUCCAGGCACUGGGUGAGGAACACCCAAUCAGAGUGGUCAAUGCAUUACAGACUUUGUGUGCAUUGAUUCGGGGUGUCCAUCAGAAGAACAAAUCCACUUCUGGGUUUGACAUCAUCAACAUGCUUGUGGGUUUUGAUAAGGCAGAGCUAUGUAUGAAGAAUCUGAUGGGGAGCUUGGACUCGCUCCUCCGUGCAGAAGGUUCUGAAAGCCUCAAAAGCUUGUGUCUGAAGCUACUUCUCUGCUUGGUGACGGUGACAGAUAACAUUAGCCAGAACACCAUCCUGGAGUAUGUGAUGAUUAACAGCAUAUUUGAAGCUAUUUUACAGAUCCUGUCCAGCCCACUUAGUCGCAGGGAACAUGGCUAUGAUGCUGUUGUCCUUCUUGCCUUGCUGGUCAACUACAGAAAGUAUGAGUCAGUGAAUCCCUACAUUGUGAAGCUCUCCAUCGUAGAUGAUGAGACCACACUCAAUGGAAUGGGACUUGUAAUUGCUCAGGCUUUAUCGGAAUAUAACAGGCAAUACAAAGAUAAAGAAGAGGAGCACCAGAGUGGUUUCUUCUCAGCCCUAACUAAUAUGGUGGGCAGCAUGUUCAUAGCAGAUGCUGAUGAGAAGAUCUCAGUCCAAACGAAUGAAGCAAUCCUUCUGGCCCUCUAUGAAGCUGUUCACUUAAACCGGAAUUUCAUCACAGUUCUGGCACAAAGCCAUCCUGAAAUGGGGCUGAUGACAACGCCAACAAGCCCAAUUCCAACGACACCUGUCACUCCACUUGGAACCACCCCGCCUUCUUCAGAUGUUAUAAGCUCUGCAGAGCUGCCUUUGGAUGCUGAUGUGCAAACUAGCAACCUGCUGAUAACCUUCUUGAAGUACAGCUCGAUUGUGAUGCAGGACACAAAAGAUGAGCACCGGCUACACAGUGGCAAGCUGUGUCUGAUUAUCCUGACAUGCAUAGCAGAGGAUCAGUAUGCUAACGCUUUUCUCCAUGAUGACAACAUGAAUUUUCGAGUAAACCUACACAGGAUGCCAAUGAGACAUAGGAAGAAAGCAGCAGACAAGAACCUGCCCUGUCGCCCGCUGGUGUGUGCAGUGCUUGAUUUGAUGGUGGAGUUCAUUGUAACACACAUGAUGAAGGAAUUUCCUAUGGAUCUCUAUGUACGGUGCAUUCAGAUUGUGCACAAGCUGCUGUGCUACCAGAAGAAAUGCAGAGUGAGGCUUCAUUACACCUGGAGGGAGCUCUGGUCAGCUUUGAUCAACUUGUUGAAGUUCCUCAUGUCUAAUGAGACUGUGUUGCUGGCCAAGCACAACAUAUUCACCCUUGCUCUUAUGGUUGUGAACCUGUUCAACAUGUUCAUCACUUAUGGAGAUACCUUUCUCCCCACUCCCAGCAGCUAUGAUGAGCUGUAUUAUGAAAUAAUUCGGAUGCAUCAGAAUUUUGACAACCUUUAUUCUAUGGUUCUAAGGCUUUCUACCAAUGCUGGUCAAUGGAAAGAGCCUGCAAGCAAGGUGACCCAUGCAUUAGUCAAUAUUAGAGCCAUCAUCAAUCACUUCAACCCGAAGAUAGAGUCUUACGCUGCGGUGAAUCACAUAUCACAGCUCUCCGAGGAUCAGGUUUUGGAAGUGGUACGGUCCAACUACGACACACUGACCCUGAAACUGCAGGACGGACUGGACCAGUACGAGCGCUACUCAGAGCAGCAUAAAGAGGCUGCCUUCUUCAAAGAGCUGGUAAGCUGCCUUGA